AUGCACACAUACAAAAAUGGAUAUCACGAUAACAAUUCGGUUGAAAUAGACUCGGAGUCGUGCGCCAGGAAACGAAGGUUCAAUAGAAUCUCAUCCCACUAUAAGGUUUCAAAGGCUUUCGAACUAUGCACUGGGGACAAGAAGUCUGGCUUCCG
This is a messenger RNA of Morchella sextelata, 155 nucleotides long. RefSeq lists its product as uncharacterized. The transcript is spliced from 2 exons. NCBI's taxonomy places the organism in Eukaryota, Fungi, Ascomycota, Pezizomycetes, Pezizales, Morchellaceae. The annotation marks the transcript as partial. The record is from RefSeq and is a predicted model, not a curated record.